AUGGAAUACACUAUUGUGGUAGCUGAAAUGGCAGAUUCUCCGGCCACAUUACAAUACCUCGCUCCUUACACAGGAGCAGCUCUUGCUGAAUAUUUUAUGUACCGUGAACAACACACUUCAAUCAUUUAUGACGAUCCCUCCAAACAAGCACAGGCUUAUCGCCAAAUGUCUCUUUUAUUACGAAGACCACUGGGCUGCGAAGCUUAUCCCAGAGAUUUUUUUUAUUUGCAUUCACGCCUUUUGGAAAGAGCUGCUAAAUCAAGUUCUAGUUUAGGCGAAGGAAGUAUGACUGUUUUACCAAUAGUUGAGACCCAAUCGGGAGAUGUUUCAGCUUAUAUUCCUACUAAUGUAAUUUCGAUUACAAAUGGACAAAUAUUCUUAUCCACUGAUCUGUUCAAUUCUGGAAUCCGCCCUGCUAUUAAUGUAGGCAUUUCGGUUUCCAGAGUACGAUCCGCGGCUCAAAUUAAAGCCAUGAAACAGGUAGCUGGCAAAUUAAAAUUAGAAUUGGCACAAUUCGCAGAAUUAGAAGCCUUUGCACAAUUUGCCUCUGAUCUCGAUAAAGCUACUCUGAAUCAAUUGGCAAGAGGUCAAUGAUUACGUGAAUUACUCAAACAAUCUCAAUCGGCCCCCCUUGCGGUGGAAGUACAGAUAAUCACUAUUUAUACCGGAACGAACGGUUAUAUUGAUUCAUUAGAAAUUGGACAGGUAAUGAAAUUUCUACUUGAGUUACGGAAUUAUUUAAAAAUGAAUAAACCUCAAUUCCAAGAAAUCAUAUCUUUUACCAAGACAUUUACUGAAGAAGCAGAAGCCCUUUUGAAAUAAGCUAUUCAAGAACAGAUGGAGUAUUUUCUCCUUCAAGAACAAGUCUAAAUAAAUUGAUCUUUUUAAAUCUGUAAAUUUGUAUAUAUUAAGUAAGAAGUGUAUAUAAGAAGCGGAUCUUUUAUAUAAGCCAUUCAAAACAUCUUUCUUGAUAUAGAAAUAUCAAAUAGAAAAUACAUAUGGAAAUAAAUUGCGUCCAAUAGGAUUUGAACCUAUACUAAAGGUUUAGAAGACCUCUGUCCUAUCCAUUAGACAAUGGACGCUUUUCAUUUCAAUUUUAUUUUUUAUUUUUAAUAUUCAUAAAAAAUGAAUAUAGGAUAGGGCCGGGAGUUGGGUAUUCAAUUUGCAUUUUAAU
Messenger RNA from Humulus lupulus (European hop), 1174 nucleotides. Its product is annotated as ATP synthase subunit alpha, chloroplastic-like. Gene Ontology annotation, molecular function: ATP binding; ADP binding; proton-transporting ATP synthase activity, rotational mechanism. The record is from RefSeq and is a predicted model, not a curated record. Gene Ontology annotation, biological process: proton motive force-driven ATP synthesis. Bases 1 to 594 code for a protein of 197 amino acids. The transcript has a single exon. Lineage: Eukaryota; Viridiplantae; Streptophyta; Magnoliopsida; Rosales; Cannabaceae.